CGUAUAAAUAACGCAUUUGAUUGUCCCGCUAGCACGGCGUUCGUAAAACAUUCUUGUUGUUGCCUAUGACGCCCUAUUGUUCAGUUGUCCCUAGGCACUAAACCAAUCGGCAUUUGCAAAUUCAAAUACGUGCGGUCGCCGACCGGUAGAAUCGAAAGCGUUCAAGUUUAAAAAGCAAUGUGCAGAAAUGGUGAUGUCGUAUAACGCAGCUUAAGUAAAAUCAUCGUAUAGUGUAAAUGGCAUUCUCGACAUGACGUGCCGACGGGCUCGCAAUGUGCGUGCAUAGCCUGCCUUCCUUCGAUCGAUAAUUCGCAUGGAUCUACGGAGAUUGCUCAGUUUGACAGGUGCUUCGUUUAUCACCAGCGAGAACAUUCAGAUUCUCGUGCUCGCAUUGCUAGAUCGAUUAUUAAAGAAAUAUAAGUCUGACAUUGAACAUGUCGACAGACUUGUGAGACGCUGCGAAUGCCUUUUCAGAUCGGUGAAAAUUAUCUUAAAAGUUCCUUGAUAAUGUCACAUCUUACGACAAACAAUAGUUUUGAUAAUAUGAGUUCUGGUAGAUUGCCAAUACAGAACAUCCCAAAGUUUCAGCCAGUUCGUGUUAAAGCACUUUUACAUUUAUAUGAAAAUAAUGAAGAUGAUGAUAAUGAUGAGAGUGAGGAAAAAACUCAAGAAUCUGAAGAUGAAUUAGAUUUUGACGAGCCAUAUCUUCUGCCACAAGAUGAUUCAGCUGAAGAUGUUCUAUGCGAGAAAACACUCGCAUCUAAAACAAAUAUUAAUUCCUCGUCAUUUGAGUCAACAGAUGGAGUCUCUAAUAUGAAAUGCUUAUCGUCAAAAGAGAAUUGUAUAGUAACUGAUACUCCUUCUAUACAAAGAGGAACAAGUUUUACAGCUAAUAGAGAUGAAUACAGUGUAAAUUCUGACAGACGAAUAAACAGUCUAAAUUCUGAAAGCCAUUUACCAAUUAGUGAUUCGAAUAAACUAGAGAUUCACAGCUCAAAACAUGAAGAGAAGACACAGGAAUAUCACAAUGGUACAUUUACUUCAAGGAGUCAAUCUGAUGUUGCUCAUAAUCGCUCGACAGAAGUGACCUUACCUCCAUCAUCUCUGUUAGUUUAUAAAGGAGAUUAUAACAAAUUUGAUACAAAUAAGAAUCUGCAACUAUUGAAUAGCAGUCAGUUGCAUCAUGAAAAUGCUUAUAUGUCAGAUAUAUCACAUAAAAGAAAAGAAGGAUCUAUAUAUAGCUCAUUAGCAGAGAAUAAGACAUUAUUAACAAGAAAUAGUGAGUCAAAUUUAAGCAAAGAUAAUCAACGAUAUAAAAGCAAACACAGCUUUAUCGAGCAGAUGAAUAAGGAUUGUGAAGGGGAAUCUCAUAAGAUUCCAAGCACUCUAUCAGAAUCUGCCACCUGCAUACAAACAUCCGAAAACAUGAUGCAUCCUGUAAGAUGUAAUUUGCAGAAAAGCAUCGCGAAAUACGAAACAAAUGAAAAAUAUACACCUGCGAAAAAUACAUACACGGAAUUUGAUACACCUUCGUUGAGUGAAAUAGGCAAGCCGUUAACCAUGAUUAAUUGUUUAAUAUCGGAAACUCCAAUGAAGCAUGCACCGAUUAGUAUGCACCCUAAUCCCUGCACAUCACAUAAACAACUAUUUCAAACCCCACAAAACAAACUGUCUGGUGGUUUGAACAAGAGUCAUGUUCAAACACCUUCUACGAUAUUAUCCAGUUGGCAUCAUAACAUGAGACAAACUCCAAUGGAAGGAAAAAAUCUUACAAAAGAUCAUAUGCAAAUGUCUAGAAACGCAAUUUGUACACCCAUUAUAGAAAAAGAUUCGAGACACUUUGGAAUAGAUGCCAAGAAUGUGAGACGACCUUUAUCAGAUGCUACAUUUUCACAUGGUGAAUCCUUGGACUCAAAACCGCUUCUGUUGCAUGCACAAGCAAAGAACGUCACAUCUGAAUCACAACAGGAGGAUAGAAGUAAGAAAAUGAUUGGAUUGUCGGAUGCGAAAUUAAUGCAAACAGAAAUAAAUUACAACAAUGAUUUGAAACCGGCGAAAUCUAUCGAGGAAACAAAGGAGAACAAACAGUACGAUAUAUCCGAUACAUUACUAGGAAGUGGUAAAAAAAUUAUGCAGAAUAAAAAUGAAAGCAAGCAGACGAUAAUCGGUUCCAAUACAAACAUAAAGUUAGUACAGGAUUCACAAAAGUAUAGCGGGGAGCAUAACGUUGCAUCGAAUGCAGACUGCAAGGAUCCACAUUAUUCAAUCCGUGAGAAACAACGCAAGGAACAGCUACAAAUCAUUAAUGAAAUGGCAAAUGUACAGUUCACGAUAUCGUCGAGCAUUCCCUCGCAACGGCAAGGCAAAACUUUGAUUGUAAAGGACAAAGAGUACUUGAUCCUAGGCUCUCUUGGCCGAGGAAUGAGUGGUGAGGUUCUGCGAGUGCAGGAUAUAUCCUCCGGCGAGUUACGCGCCAUUAAAUGCGUUAACUUGAGCAAAAUGGACAAGGAAUCGGCUCAGGGCUGUUUGGAUGAGAUUUGCAUGUUGCAUAAAUUACAAGCGCCAUGUGUUGUCAGAAUGUUCGAUUAUCAAAUUAAAGACUCUAUGGUCUAUGUAGUGAUGGAAAUGGGUGACACUGAUCUCAGUCGACUUCUGAAAACUAUGUCCCAAGAGAAACAAAUUCCUCUCACAAUGAUUUUGUAUUACUGGACUGAAAUGCUCACGGCGGUGAAACAUAUACACGAUAAUGGAGUUAUCCAUUCAGAUUUGAAACCAGGAAAUUUUUUAUUGGUACGAGGCCGUCUUAAAUUAAUUGAUUUCGGGAUUGCCUCUAGUGUAAAUUCGGACAUGACGUCCGUUGUAAAAAAUAAUCCAAUUGGAACGUUGAAUUAUAUUAGUCCUGAAGCCUUAAUGGACAUUGGUGGAAACGCGGAUUCGCCUACGCACAACGUUAAAUACAAAAUAAGUUUCAAAUCAGACGUAUGGUCGUUGGGAUGUAUCUUAUACAGUUUGGUAUAUGGAUAUACGCCUUUCCAACACAUACGUUCUCAGUGGGCAAAGGUAAACGCUAUAACUAAUCCAAAGCCAAACAUUUCGUUUCCGUCCACGAGCGACGAAAACCACCAGGGUUGCGAGCGCGCGCCACCCAUUCUGAUCGACGUAAUGCAGAAAUGUCUUCAGCAUGACCCGAAAGCGAGACCCACAGUAUCGCAACUGUUACAGGUGCAAUAUGUACCCAUUACGCCGAAUACUGCAGUAAUUUCGGCAUCACCUAAUAUUCCAGGAAAUGUCCUCAUAAAAAUAAGGAAUGCUCUGAGCGAAGACGAAUGGCGACUAUUGAUCCAGGUAUUGGACACAAAGUAGCAUCAUACAUGAUGACAUUGUAAUAAUAAUAACUUAUCGAUUAAUUGAUGUGUACAUAAAAGUGUUUGUAUAUACAUGUAAGAGACAAUAUGCAAUGAUGCGCAAAUAUACAGAAUCAUGAGAUAUGAAAAAAGGCUAAUGAUAAGAGUAAUAUACAUAUAUAUAUUUAGAAAAAGAGAAAUGUAAAAGAGCCUAAAUAGAUUACAAGUAAACUUGCAAUUGAUUUACUUGCUUACCUAUACGUUGCGAACGUGAAGUUUGUACAUCAACAGUAUAGCAUGAAAGUAAAUUAAAAAAUUAUUAAAUUAA
Molecule: messenger RNA, 3672 nt
Organism: Pogonomyrmex barbatus (red harvester ant)
Lineage: Eukaryota; Metazoa; Arthropoda; Insecta; Hymenoptera; Formicidae
Gene: Mps1
Product: dual specificity protein kinase monopolar spindle 1
Biological process (GO): mitotic spindle assembly checkpoint signaling; peptidyl-serine phosphorylation; chromosome segregation
Cellular component (GO): nucleus; kinetochore
Molecular function (GO): protein serine/threonine kinase activity; ATP binding; protein serine/threonine/tyrosine kinase activity
Source: RefSeq, a predicted model, not a curated record